AUGAACAACCAUGCCAAUGCUAAUGGGGGAUUCGGGAAUCAAAAUGGAGAUGAAAAUCAGACAACUGCUCCAACAUGCUCCAAGGCCCUGGGACGUGACAUUCAUGAUGCCAAGAAGACAACUGUCUAUGAACCUGCCUUACCACUCCCUCCAUAUCCGCUGCUGCUGGUCUGGGAAGACGAGAUGCGCGUGAUGAUGGUGCUAUGGAUUGCAAGGGAACGCCAAAUGUUUGAAAUGGAGAUGCAGGAGCUUGAAUAUCUCCUGGGAUUCAGAUUUUCUUCCGAAAAAAAUUCUGCACAGGAAGUGAGCGGGUGCAUUGUACACAAGCACCUGCAGGCCUACGCCACGAAGUCCAUGGAUUCAUCUUGGCGAGACCAGGAAAAGCAAUCAGGAGGAUUGAUCCGACAAUAA
This is a messenger RNA of Suillus paluster, 411 nucleotides long. RefSeq lists its product as uncharacterized. Bases 1 to 411 code for a protein of 136 amino acids. The transcript has 4 exons. NCBI's taxonomy places the organism in Eukaryota, Fungi, Basidiomycota, Agaricomycetes, Boletales, Suillaceae. The record is from RefSeq and is a predicted model, not a curated record.